GUAGAUAAUGAAGUAUAUUUAUCAAAAGCAUUGGAUAGAUUAGGAGCAAAUGCCAUGACAAAGGACCAAGAACCUGACAUAGGUGCUGCAUUUAUAAAAUUUUCUAUUGUAACAAAAGAAUUAUCUGCACUAAUGAAAACUCUUAUGCAAAAUCUGAAUAAUAUAAUAAUGUUUCCCUUAGACAAUUUGUUAAAAGGUGAUUUGAAAGGUGUUAAAGGUGAUUUAAAAAGGCCGUUUGAUAAAGCUUGGAAGGAUUACGAAACAAAAAUAACAAAAAUAGAAAAAGAAAAAAAGCAACAAGCUAAAGAAGCUGGGUUGAUUCGAACUGAAAUAUCUCCUGCUGAGAUUGCAGAAGAAAUGGAGAAAGAGAGGAAGAUAUUUCAGCUGCAGAUGUGUGAAUAUUUGAUAAAAGUAAAUGAAAUAAAGACAAAAAAAGGUGCUGAAUUGCUUCAACAUCUUGUCGAAUACUAUCAUGCUCAAAAUAAUUAUUUUCAAGAUGGUCUUAAAACUAUAGAGCAUUUUAGUGGGUACAUAAAAGAACUUGCAACCAAACUUCAAAAAAUUAGGCAAAAGCAAGAUGAGGAAAGAAAGAAGCUUGUUGAUCUUAGAAAUACUCUUCGGAAUUCUCCUUCACUCGAUUCUCGAGAGAGCUUAGUUUUAUAUCCAUCUGGUUAUACACCUCAUCAACCAUCAGGAAAUGAAAAUUUUGGUUAUACGAAGAUAGGUAACCUUUUAAAGAAAUCUGAUGGAAAAGUUAGGAAGGUGUGGCAAAAACGUAGAUGUGAAAUUAGAGAUGGGUUUCUGUACAUUUCUCAUUCAGAUGAAACUAAACCACCAACUAAACUCAAUCUGCUCACAAGUCAAGUCAAGGUUGUACAAGAAGAAAAAAGGUGCUUUGACCUCAUAUCAUAUAAUAGAACGUAUCACUUUCAAGCAGAGGACGAGAAUGAAAUGGAAGUAUGGAUGUCUGUGCUAGUAAAUUGCAAAGAAGGUGCACUUAGAAAAGCAUUUGAUGAUUCAGGACAGACCGGAGUUACUAAACUAAAUCAGAGUUUACUGGAGCUCCAGCAAGGAAUAAUUAGACAAGUGCAAAGGUUACCUGGUAAUGACCGUUGUUGUGAUUGCAAUUCAACUAAAGAUCCAACGUGGUUAUCAACAAAUUUUGGAAUUUUAAUGUGUAUUGAAUGCUCAGGUAUUCAUAGAGACCUUGGUGUUCAUAUAUCAAGGAUUCAGUCAUUAACUUUAGAUAAUAUUGGAACAUCACAGCUUUUGUUUGGGUUACAGGUACCAUACACACCAGAUAUAUUAUCAACUGUGGAAUUGUUCAUAGGGGAUGAUUUAUUUAAUUUGUUUGCCACUCAAACAAACUUAAGUCAUAAUCAGCAGAAUAAUGAUAACAACAAUGCAUCAACAAAGAAUAAAGCUUGGAUUGAUACAAAUGUUGUAGAAAUGAAAAAACUUUUGGGGCUUGUUAUCCUAAUGGGAAUAGUAAGAAAACCAGAACAAGAUGAUUAUUGGGAGGAGCGUUAUGAAUUUAUUAGAAGUAAAUAUGUAGAUAGAAAAUUUGCUAUUCACACAUGUUCAGAUGAGAAUGAUUUAAUAAAUGACUUAGAAAAUGCUGUUACUUCAAAGCAUCUGUAUCAACUACUCCAAGCCUUUGUGGAAGGUGUUGACCUUACUGCUGUAUUGCCAAAUAGUACUAUGGCGGAGACAAGUUUACAUAUUGCUGUUUCUCAGGAAGAUGGUACUUCUUUGCACAUUGUAGAUUUUCUUGUACAAAAUAGCUCAAGUCUUGAUAAACAGACCAAAGAUGGGAGCACAGCUCUUCACAUAUGCUCGCUGAGGAAUCAGGCUGAAUGCAUGAAACUAUUACUACGAAGUGGUGCUAAUCCUCAAAUUGAAAAUCGUGAAGGGAAAACCCCAUUAGACAUUGCCAAAGAGAAAGAACAUCAUACUUGUGCUGAAUUGUUAGAGCAUGCUAUGCAGAACAAGAAAACGUUGUUUGAGAAUGUAAAUAUUGAUUGGGGAUUAUCUCAAGAAGAUGGUUCCACUGAUUUUAGUGAUGAAGAUGGUGAUGAAAAGGGUGGCCAAAUUACUCCAGAACACUUGAACCGUUCUCGACCGUCCAGUGUUGUGGGCAAUGAGUCUCCAACCAGUAGAUCGAGUUCUAUAAGUGAAACUGUGAAACAAAGCCCACUUGUCACACCACGCACAAUGCCUCCUCCACCUCCUCCCCAGAAUAAAAAACCAUUCAUCCCUGGUUUGAGUUCCCAUGGCAGUAUGAAGAAACGGGCAGCUCCCCCUCCACCUUCCCAUAUUACCAGUAACGACAGUCCUGCAACACCUUGCCAUUCCCGUACUCCUUCUGACCCGGGGCUUUCCCAAUCCCCCUCGGGGAUUAUCCAUCGACGAAAUCAUUCCACAGACCUAGUUUCCUGCAGCUCUCAUUCUAUCAACAAUUCCAGCUCAUCUGUAGACUUCAGCAUCAAUGGCAAUAAUCUCAGGUUCCAGACAGCCACCAUUACCCUUGCACCAGGUGCCAAACAGGUGCUGCCAAAGUCAAAUGAAUAUCCUGUGCUCAAAAGUAUGGAAAAGCCCUCAGUGUCUAAUACAGGCUCCUUACAAAGACCUAAGUGUCCGCCACCUCCUACUCCAUCAGUUGCUGUAAAUGAAACAGUAGAAUCUUUGAGUAAUGGUCAAUCUACAGAUAGUUUAAUACAAUCUUGUGAUUCAAAUAGUAGCCAAAGCCAAACACCUGUACCUCCACCUAGAAAAAGACACGACACUCUCAAAUUAAGACGUUGCAGAGCUUUGUAUGACUGUGAAGCUGAUCGAGAAGAUGAACUGUCAUUUAGGGAAGGGGAGAUAAUAGUUAUCAUAAGUGAAGUUACAGAUGAUGAUGAUUGGAUGGAAGGAAUGAUUGAGGGUCAACCAGAAAGGAGGGGUGUGUUCCCAUCUAGCUUCGUGCAUGUAUUGAAAGAUUGAUAAUAGGAAGUUUAAGGUAAAUUUCCCAUUUGCUGUUCCCAAUAAACAUGAAGGCCUUUGCAUAAUCUUCAUCAGGUUAGUCUUCCGCUAUGUUUGGCUGCCCUUCGCACAAUUGGGAGGGAUCUAUGUUACUACAUAACCUGCAAGAUUGAACUCAACUAUACAGCAAGGCCAUGGAUAGUUUGAUUUUAAUAUGGUUAAUAUACUGUUCAGUUUUGCCAGAGAUUUUUCAUCUAGAACAAAAUAAGUUAUUAAAGUUCAAAUUGGACUGGAAGUAUGUGGUUUUGUAAAGUAUAUGAAUAUACUACUUCUCUUUCGUUAUCUUUCUGAUUUUGUUUUAGUGCUGACUUUUUGAAAUACUAUGUUAGUAGUAUUGCAGGAAGUACAGUAUCUAAGCAUUGUUAUUUAUGUUGUGUAAGUUUGUUCUUGAAGCAACCUGAAUGAAUUUUGGGGGGCCUAUAAACUAGUCAUGUUCUUUUUCUACUUCUUGCACUUAAUUUUUAGAGUGUUUCUUGAUUAUAAUUUACAAGUAAAUGAUUAAACUGUAUUAAGUUUGAUUAUUGUUUCAAUAAGAUGAAAAAGAAUAUUUUUCAUGUAUUUUGAUUUUAAAUCAUGCUUUUUUUUUACACAUUUUUUACCUUAAGAGAUUUAGCUUUAAAAAAUGUGGUGUUUAAUAUUUUGUAUGUUUCUGGUUUGAAUAAUUACUUUUCCCUCUAACAUAAUUUUAGACUGAAAGCUUUAUUGAAGCAUUUUCUUCUGAAAAUUUAAAUUUCCCAUAUAAUAAUUUUUGAAGGAUGUUCUAUAUUAGUUAUAUGCAAGUAAAUCUAUUAUUUUGUAAAACUUCUAUAUUUUCUUUUUAAAAAAAAUAUUUAUUUUCUUCCCUCCAUCUGAUUGCAGUUAAAUAUAAUUUAACAAUAAUUUAUAUAUGUAUUAAAUGCAAAGUGUGCUAUUUAACAAGGAUGAAAAUUGCAUGCAAUUUACCAAAGCACAAACUUAAAUUCCCCCCCCCCUGCAGUUGCUUCUGAAAUAUAAGUAUUUUUAGUAAUACUAUUAAUUUCUGCUUAAAAAAAGUAAAGAAAGAAAAGAAAAAAAAAGAUAAGUUAAUUGUUUGUUUUAACAUUUUCUAAGAAUAUUUCAAAAUGGAGAAGUCUAGUGAAUGCCUAUAGCAGCCAAAAAACAAGAGAAACUGAAAUUAAAUGCUACCACAGUAGAUGGAUUUAUUUUACUAAAAGGCUUUCCAGUGACAUUUUAGAUAAAAGAAGCUGCUAAAUAGUAUGAAAAAACUGUUAAAAUAUAUCAAUUGUUUUCAUAUUAUUAAUAUUUGCUAUUUAACUCUUCCACAUACUAUGAAAAGCAAAAUUGUUUAUUAAGGAUCACUAUUUUUUUAAUUCUUUGAGAAUUAUUCAUCAUUUUAAUUCAUCUGCUGUAUUUAUGACCACAAAAGUUUACUUUCUAUAUGUAUAUUUGUGAAUUUUUGUACUUUGUGUAGUUCAUUCAUUGUGUUAUCUAGAAUUUAAUCUAUUUUUAUGAGACUUUGGAGUAAUACUGCUAAUCUUGAAAUGGUCGUACAGUUGGAAAGUGGAAGUUUUAUUUCCAAAAUUUUAAUGAGAGGAAAUGUUUUUAAUUUAUUAUCAGCUUUUUUUCAAGUUCAUAUAUUCUUCUUUGCCAUAUUUUCAGCAUUACUUGUUUUAUUAAAUUUCUGGCUUCAAAAAAAGGUUUUUUAAUGCAAAUAAUGAUAUUAUUAAAGUGUUGUAAGGGGGAGAAAUUUAAAUAGGUAUGUCUUUUUUAAUUCUUUGGAAAUGUGUUUUAAAAUGAAAUGUUUCUGUACAUGUAUAAUAAAAAAUUAUGUUUACAAACUAUUAAUACUAAAGCUAAUCUUCCCUUAAAAAGUGUAUAAUUAUUUCAAGAAGCAAUACUUAACUGAUUAUGCCUUAUAUUAAAAAUGCAGAGUAAAAUCUCAAAUCAUUUACUCAAUCAUUUUAAUAACAACUGCCCCCCCCCAAAAAAAAUGCCAGGUUUAUUAAGAAUUAUUUGUUGGUUGUAAAAGGAUCAGUUUAUAUCUGUUGAAAAUUAUAUUAUUUUUCAUAUUUGUGGGAUGGAAAACUGCAAAAUGAAUUUUAAAUACACAGAGAAUCUAUUCUACAGAGCUAUAGAUAUCGUGUGCUUCACAAACUUUUUUGCUUUACAACUACGUGCAUUAUGUUAAGGGAAAAGAAGAUUCCAAUCAGAAAAUAAUGUAUUAAUGAGAUAAUUAUAAAUAAACAUAUAUUAUUAUAGGAAAUUGAUAAUCAUAAAAUUAGUUCAUAAUUGUAGGUAAAUAUAUAUACUUACACAAUUAAAAAAAAUUAGCAUUCCAAAACUUUUCUCAACCCCUAGUUUGGAAACCAGUAAUCUAAUCAAUCAAUAAAAAAAAAUGACAGAUCAUACAGGGAAUGACUUAAAAGCUGAUCACUGAAAAUUUCAAAGAUGUUUUCUUCUAUUGCAAGUUUUUAAAUACAAACCUAAUAAAAAAAUGUGUUAUCAAUACCAAUGCAAAGUAAGAAAAUUGUUAUGUGAGCCAAAUGAGUGUGCAUAUAUUAAUAAACUGUUGAUAUAGUUUGACCUUAUUUUGGGGGGGAAGUGGAUACAUUCUUUGUUGAUGCUACUAUUUUUUGGAUUUCACUCAAGAAAUCAGAAGUUAUCACCUUCAAAAAGGAUAACUUCUCAUUUCUUGACUGUUCUCUUUGUUGUUUGUGUUCAUCUUGAACCAAAUAUUUAAUGUACAUUGCCAUGGUUUAAAUUUUAACAUGCAUUGCCAUGGUUUGUCUUCAUCUACUGAUGUUCCACUUUUAUAAAAUAGCUUUACUGAUGUAUAACUUCAUUUAAUCAGAGCAUAUUCUCCAGUGUUUGGUAAUAGGCUGUAAUCUUAGAAAAAGUUUCAUUACAGAUCAAAUCCCAGAAACCUAUAGUUACACAAGAAAUACCAUAAAAGUUGUGUAUACUGUAUGUUACCUGAAGCAACAACACUGUAGUGAAAUCAGACAAAUGAUAAAUGUCAGAUUUAAAAAAUAUACAAAUACAAAAUAUAAUGUACUGUAGAUGAAACUGCAAGGCAAUAUUGAACAAGUACAGCAUAUUCAGAGUUGUUAAAAAUUCAGCAAUAAAAGCAUUGGUGAUUUAUUUAGUGAUAAAAGAACGACAAUGGCUAGCAAACUCCCAAGUUUGGUUCAGGUAUCAACUAAUAGGUGUUAUGUGCUGUGAAAUGUAUAUAACAUGAAGAAAUCGUGUAAAUUAAUUCUAAUUAGAUUUGAUAAUAUGAAAUUCAAAAUAAAUAUUGCUAAAAAAUUAUAUAACAUAAAUUUUUAACACUGUAUUUUUCUUGUAUUCCUUACACUGUAUCCCAUCAUCAAAUAAGUUGCAUAGUUAAGUGAGAAAAAUAACAAUAGUACUUAAAUCGGAGUUUCUUUUAGAUUUUCAUAAAGGAAAUUUUCCAUGCCUUUCAUCCUUGUUAUACCAUGCUAAAAUUAUAGUGGAAUUGUUUGUAAUGUCCUUUUACCAUUAUAUGAGUUUUAUUUGCUCUUUUUCUUGAAAUAGAGCAUCAUCAAGCAUCUGCUUAAAAUCAUAAUUGUUUUUCUAGAUACCUGCUUCUAGUAACUUUUAUGUAUGAUAUGCUUUUAUUUGUGAAAUUUAUUAUUUAUGAUAUUUGAAUUGCAUUUGUACACAAAAUUUCAAAAAGAAUUUUUAAAUAUUUGCUUUGCUGUAAGGUCAAAAAGUAUUGGAUUAAAUUUUAUUGUGCAAAAGUAUUACUUUGUAAAUACUAGAAACAAUUUAAAAAUUCUGCAAGUUGUUUAUUUUGGAACCAGUGAAUCCUCAUAAUUAAUGCUUUAAUGUAAAAUUUAAUAUACAUUUAUUAUUUUAAAAAGAUUAUUUAUGUUGUGUGAUAUUUUUUUUUUUUUUUUUUUUUUUAUUUUCUAUGGGCUGAUGACAUUAUUUCUGAAAUGUGAAACAUGAAUUUUCCUUCUUUUUGUCUCCAGUCUUAAAUGUGUUUUAUCAGUACUGUUAGUUUAUCAUUACAUUAUGAUUGUUCAUUGAUAUUCAAUAAUAUUGCUUUAACAUUCUUUGCAUUAUUUAACCUAGCAUUGUAAAAUACCUAGGAAACGUAACUUAAUAAAUUAAAAUGCAAAUUUAUCUACUGAUCACGAGGCAAUUAUUUUUCAGAUUUUUUUUUCCAUAUUACUUGUGCUUUUGAAGUAGAUUGAAUCUGAGAUCAAAAGUUUAAUAUCUAUACUUUCUAAUGAAAAAUUUCUCAUCCCUUAAACCGUAGUUAUUAAAAUCACAUAUUAAUUAUAUUCACUGCAAUUAUUCUACUUUCAUGCUGUUUCUCUCUGAUUUAAAAAUAGAACAUCCUUAGAAUUUUUAAUCUGAGCACACGAUAUUUACCAUUCUAAGAAUAUAAUGUGGUACUGAGUUAUGCAUGUUAAAAUUUAAAUUUUAGUUGUUACCAUAUUGUCAUAUUAGAGAAUUAUCAUCUACACGUUAGGAUCUGAAAAUGGAAAUAUGAUUUCAAUGAAAUGCACAUUUAAUGAACAGUUAAUUCAUUUUCAUGUAAAAUAUGCUAAUAUUUAAAAUUUAUUCAGGAAUUGCUAAUCAUUUUCUUGGAAAUAAAGUAAAACUUAUAGGGAUGGGGAUGUUCAUUUUAAAAAAGAUUUCAUUAAUUAUUUUCAUGUGUUAUAUUUUUACUUAUUUUCAGUUUGUUCAUCAUUUUAAUGUUGCCCUUUCGUGGAUCUCAAAAUGUUAUAUUGCUUUUGUCAAUUUCAUUCACAUGUUUGAAGUAUUUAUUUAUGUUAUCCAUAUAUAACUAAUGUAAUUUAAUUUCACCUUAUAUUGCUCUCUAUCUGUGUAAUGUAAAUGUUUGAAUAUGUAUGAUUUAAGAGGAUUUGUUCUCAUAUGUAGCCUACUGUGAUUCUGAAAAUUAAAAAGUGUAGUUUUUGUCAUAUUUUUGAAGCAGACAAGAAUAAUUUAUUCUAGUAAUUUGAAGAUGAAGAAAAUAUGUUUUCUGCAUGAAAUUUUUUUAUUGUUUACA
This is a messenger RNA of Stegodyphus dumicola, 8047 nucleotides long. RefSeq names its product ArfGAP domain of ASAP (gene Asap). The record is from RefSeq and is a predicted model, not a curated record. Gene Ontology annotation, biological process: regulation of DNA-templated transcription; positive regulation of GTPase activity. Gene Ontology annotation, molecular function: sequence-specific DNA binding; protein binding; GTPase activator activity. Lineage: Eukaryota; Metazoa; Arthropoda; Arachnida; Araneae; Eresidae. Gene Ontology annotation, cellular component: cytoplasm.